Molecule: messenger RNA, 789 nt
Organism: Myodes glareolus (Bank vole)
Lineage: Eukaryota; Metazoa; Chordata; Mammalia; Rodentia; Cricetidae
Source: RefSeq, a predicted model, not a curated record
AUGGAGGAGUCCACUGUGUUCCUCUGCAAAGGGUGUACUCCUUGGCAGGGUCUUCUGCUCACAGUCUCCCUUUUAAGCUCCUGGCAUCUGUCCACAAAUGCCCAUAUGACUAUUGAAAAAGUGCCAACCCUAGUUGCUGAAGGAGAUGAUGUCCUUUUCCAUGUCAAUGAUCUGCCAGAGGAUAUUACAACCAUAGCCUGGUUCAAAGGUCUAAGAAAUACAACACAAGGAAUUGGAGCAUAUGCACCGCACUUAAAUUUGAGUAGGCCAGGUCCUAUGUACAGUGGUAGAGAGACAAUAUAUCGCAAUGGAUCCCUGCUGAUAAAAAAUGUCAACCCGAUGGACACUGGAUUCUAUACCCUACGAACUUAUAGUCAUGGAACUAUGAUAUCAAUAACAUCCGCGUACCUCCAAGUGUACGCUUUCAUUUGGAAGUGUGGGCGCCUUGCUACCUCUUCACAGUCCACCAUUGAAUCACUGCCACCCAGCGUUGCUGAAGGGAGAAAUGUUCUUCUACUUGUUCGUAACCCUCCAGAAAAUAUUGUAGAGUUUGUCUGGUUCAAAGGAGUGGUUGACUUCAAGAACAUUUUGGGUAUUCGAAAUAUAGCAGACAGGAAACCAACUGUGUGGGGACCUGCAUACAGUGGUAGGGAGAGGCUGUACAGUGAUGGAUCCCUGCUGCUUCGUGGUGUCACUCAGAAAGACCGUGGAUUGUACACACUACGAAUCCUGAGAGCAGAUACAGGAAAUGAAGAAGCAUUAGUGCAACUCCAGGUGGAGAGUAAGUGA